UUUCAACCCUAAGAAUUAUCAUUUCCCAGCGUUCGUCUUCUCUCUUUGCACUAAAAACCCUAAUACUCUCUCUAAAACCCAAACUUUCACUCUUUCAUAACAAUGGAGUUUUGGGGAGCCGAGGUGAGGAGUGGAGAGCCCCUAGUGGUUGCACCUAGCGAGGGCAUGGUUUUGCAUCUCUCUCAGGCUUGUCUUGGUGAGCUGAAAAAGGAGAAGGGAAAUGAAUCUGUCUGCUUGUUUUUGAAAGUUGACGGAAAGAAACUAGUUCUAGGAACAUUGUUUUCUGAAAAGUUGCCUCAGCAACAAUUUGACCUGGUUUUUGAUAGAGACUUUGAGUUAUCACACAACUGGAAAAAUGGAAGUGUCUACUUCUAUGGUUAUAAAGCCAACAAUCCUUUUGAAGAAGAUGAAUUGGAGGGCGGAGAAUCUGAUGAAUCUGAAUCUGAACCUGAUGAGGCUAUUCCGCUUACUCUUGCAAAUAAUGGGAAAUCAGAGGUAACUGUUAAGCAAGAGAAACCUGCUGUACCUCAGAAGUCAAAUGUUGCCAAAGACAAGGGUUCUGCUGCUGGAAAGCAAAAGGUGAAGAUUGUGGAGCCAAACAAAGAGGAGAAUCCGGAGGAUGAUGAUGAAAGUAGUGAUGAAGAUUUAAUAUCCGAGGAUGACGACGACUCCAAGGAUGAGGAUGACAGCGACGACUCUGACGAUGAAUCUGAUGAAAGUGAUGAAGAGACGCCAAAGAAGGUUGAACCUAGCAAGAAAAGACCUGCAGAAUCGGCUGCCAAAACACCUGCUACAGAUAAGAAGGCAAAAGCAACACCACAGAGAACUGAUAGCAAGAAAGGAGGCGGCCACGUGGCUACGCCCCACCCCUCUAAACAGGCCGGUAAGACUUCUGCCAACAAGCCAAACCAGCAGACUCCUAAAUCAGGUGGAUCACAUACCUGCAAGAGCUGCAACAGGACCUUUAAUUCUGAGAAUGGUCUGGAGUCUCACACAAAGGCUAAGCACAGCAGUGGAAAGUAAUUUUAAUCGAGGACACGGUUUGGGAUUUUGCAAUGUAGUUUUUGGUGAUUGGGCGGCGUUCUUAAGGUGAGUGGUAUGUUAUAUGAGGUUUCGUUCUAUGUAGAGUCGAGUGGACUAUUUUUGGCUCCCACAGGCCAAUUAUCAAGUUUUUGUGCUUUGUUGAAUGGGAUUUCAGACACUGUUUACAUGAAUAUUGUCUACAAUAACAUUCUAUUACCCUGCUA
Molecule: messenger RNA, 1247 nt
Organism: Olea europaea var. sylvestris
Lineage: Eukaryota; Viridiplantae; Streptophyta; Magnoliopsida; Lamiales; Oleaceae
Product: histone deacetylase HDT1-like
Exons: 10
Coding region: 103-1023 (306 amino acids)
Source: RefSeq, a predicted model, not a curated record